Molecule: messenger RNA, 2480 nt
Organism: Hyalella azteca
Lineage: Eukaryota; Metazoa; Arthropoda; Malacostraca; Amphipoda; Hyalellidae
Exons: 2
Coding region: 162-1142 (326 amino acids)
Source: RefSeq, a predicted model, not a curated record
CUCAUACGAACUCAGUCACGGAACGAAUCGAAGUUCGUAAGUCAAGGUAUGUUUGUAUUUCCGUAUACUUAACCUUACUAACCACCAUUCUAACUUUUCCCACGCCGUGCAAUUAAUAGUGCAUCUUGUACCCAUCGUGCUGUGGAUAUGAUCCAUUAAAAAUGGUCUUGAAUACAAGUUUCCAAAUUGUGAAGCCUCUGGAGUUUCCUCUACAUGCCGAUCUUGAUGAGAUCAGCCGGUGCGUUCAUUUCGAUGACUUCCAGGAAGCGGUAAACUAUGAAGCUCUUCUGCCGCAGCCGCUCUCCAACAGCCACAUGAGACUCCAACAACGGGUGCUGUGGUUCGCACCAUCGCAGGCCAGCACGGAGCACAAUUUCUACGGCAACGUCAGCUUCACCAUCAAGUGGAAGACCGUGCUACAGAAACUCGGUCCGAACCUCUACCUCAUCGACCAGGCCAUUUAUAACGCCAGAAGUUUCACUAGAGUCGUGUUUACUAGAAAUAGCUAUGACACAAUACUUACGAGAGUGGAUUUAGAUUCUGAAGAUUCGCCCAUGACGAAAACCGAGUCUGGUUUCCGCCACGCUUCGCAUUGCAUGAACAAAGUUCGCUGGGGUCCCCACGAGCUGCAGAUCGCGAUCGAAGUUACCGAUGACGAUGCCCGGUGGCUAUACUUGAACUGUAAGCCGGUGGCCAACAAUCAUUCCAUGGCGAACGUUCCCAGCUUUGGAGAACACAUCAGAACGGAUGGAAAAGAAUCGAAAUUUCUUCCCUACAAAUGCUUCAAGUUCAAUACUGCUCAAAAUUUGGAAUGUCCUUUUCCGUGGACCAAAUCUGAGUGCGAGAUGAACAUACAAGUGGUAUUGAAGACUGGAGUUUCUAGCAGGACUCAUUUUAGUACGAAAGAAAUCACGCAUUCUACUAAGAAAAAUGUUAGCUUCAUUCCAUCCCCUGUUGUAGCGUCACCACGUUUACCUUCACGCCCUGCUACUCGCGUUAAAUCAUUACGAAUAGCACCACGACCAAGAGCCGAUGAUGGCUGGAACCUGACUAUACUGCUUGCAGUAGUAGCCGUCUUUUCGAUUUUUGCACUGGAGUUUGUUUUAUAUCCCCUCUUACUUUUUACAGGUUUUUUUAAAUGAUGAUGUAUAAUAAGAAAUAUUAUUCACUUCAAAAUUUAAGGUGGCCUCUCGCUCCACCCCCUCCCCCCGGAAAUUAUUUUGCCGUAGAAGUAAGAAGUUGACCGUCCGAAUUCAGUUACUUUUAAUCAAUAAAACUAAAAUUUAUUUUCUGCCGCGUCACAUUGGAUUAGUUUUCAAUGCACAUUCCAUAUGAAAUUGUUCCCACACUGUGUCUCGUAUGUCCUCAAAUACCUUACAGUUGCAAGUUCAAUUUUAUGUAGUAUAUUUUGUGUGACUGGUAAUCCGGCUUCAGCUUACAAAUUAUUGUAUGAAUUAAAUUCUGAUAAAGUUUUAGAUCAGCGACCCCGAUGCCUCAUAACAAAAGAAGAAACGUCAAUUAAUUCAUUGAGAUAAUCGAUAAAUAAAGGGUCAUGGCUUCCCAAGACGCGCGUUUAGAAGAAGAUCGAAGCUCCGAUAUUCUCACAUCUAAAAUUACCCAGAGAAGUAUUUGCUUGUACAAUAUUUAUUCCUAAGUUUUUAGUGUUUAAAGCGGUUUAAGGUUUUAAGGUUCCAUUCCCAUAUUACUCCUGCCAGAUCAGUUGUUUGAAAUACCAAUCUGAAAUUCAAUCGUCUGAAAAUAAAUGAAAAUUUCAAGAAAAUAUCAUAAGCUUUCAAAUAGUGACAUACCGAUCACGGUACAAAUAAUAUAUGGAGACACGAGUUCCGAAAGUGUGUUGGGUGCUGGGCGCGCGCACUCACAAUCAACCACAAACAUUGCAAAUUGACCGUUACGUACAACCAAGCAAAUCGCAAACAUGAAUCAAGUUCUAUUAUCUUAUGACAUGAAUAUAACACAACUCUAGCGCCUUUCACACAUACCUCCACUUCGCAGCUAGUGACAUAUGACAACGAUUGUUAUCCGCAUCAUCAAAGAAAACACAGCUACAAUCAUACUGUAAACAUGUUACGGAUCAACACCCGAUAUAAAAUGCACGCGAAAAUUGGAAUUACUUAAAAAUUUACGAAUAAGAUACCUAAUUCUUUUGAUUCUUAAAACGGGAACACAGUUGACAGAACACAGACUAUGGAAUGGCUGUAGAAUAAAAUAUAUAACCUACAUUACCACUCAUUUGUACAACUCACUACCUUUUUGGGUUCUUUGGUUCGCUCCAGCCCACUGGAGCUCCCAGCAAAAUUUGUACGGCAACGCCAGCUUCACCAUCAAGUGGGAGACCGUGCAACAGAAACUCGGAUUGAACCUUUACUUGAUCGAUUAAAAGAUAUGUAACCUAACGGCAAACUUUAAGCAACCCAGUGACGCCAAUUUCAAUGAGCUUAUUUACUCAGCCCGCACCUAAA